This is a messenger RNA of Hyalella azteca, 483 nucleotides long. Its product is annotated as 60S ribosomal protein L37. Gene Ontology annotation, cellular component: cytosolic large ribosomal subunit; ribosome. The coding region runs from base 83 to 466 and encodes 127 amino acids. The transcript is spliced from 4 exons. Gene Ontology annotation, molecular function: structural constituent of ribosome; RNA binding. Gene Ontology annotation, biological process: translation. The record is from RefSeq and is a predicted model, not a curated record. Lineage: Eukaryota; Metazoa; Arthropoda; Malacostraca; Amphipoda; Hyalellidae.
UCGGAUCGUCAAGAUUCUGGCAACAUCUGAGUUUAGCGUAAACAUCGUUUUCGUGUUGCGGGAAGCUUUUUAAGACACCGUAAUGACUAAGGGUACCUCAUCGUUUGGUCUGCGCCACGUGAAGACACACACGCUGUGUCGGCGCUGUGGCAAGAGCAGCUACCACGUACAGAAGAAGAGAUGUGCCAGCUGCGGCUACCCCUGCCCUCGCAUGAGGAAAUACAGGUGGUCUGAGAAGGCCUGCCGUCGCCGCACCACGGGCACUGGUCGCAUGCGCCACCUCAAAGUCACCAUGAAGCGACUCAAGGGUGGUUAUGUUGAGCGCAAGCCCCGUUUCUUCGCGACGCGCGAGCCCGCCAAGCUCGCCGCCAUCAAGGAGGCCAGAGAGACAAAGAAAGCCGCCAAGAUCGCCGCAAGGACCCCUAAGUCUAAGCAGCCAAAGCAGACCAAGGCUGCUUCCAAAUAAAUGAAGUUCUGCUGGGU